Molecule: messenger RNA, 550 nt
Organism: Notechis scutatus (mainland tiger snake)
Lineage: Eukaryota; Metazoa; Chordata; Lepidosauria; Squamata; Elapidae
Source: RefSeq, a predicted model, not a curated record
UUUUGAAAUCUGCUUUAGUUAUGAAAUGUCUUGGGCCAGGACUGAAAAGAACCAAGAAAUGUUCAACAAGGAGCAAAGCCAACCUUCUUCGUCUUCCUCUGCAGGGACCAGUAGUCCUUCCUUUUUGCUUACCAUUGGCUUGUUUAUCUUGGCUCUGCAAUGGACAGACGGAGGAGCCUCCCCCACAAUACCACUCUCCAGUCUGUUUACCAAUGCUGUGCUAAGAGCACAGCAUCUCCAUCAGCUCACAACAAAUACCUACAAGGAAUUUGAGCGAUCCUAUAUCCCAGAAGAGCAGCGAUACUCCAUCAAGAAUUCUCAGACUGUAUAUUGUUACUCAGACACCAUCCCUUCACCCACGAGGAAAGAGGAAACCCAACAAAAGACAGAUAUGGAACUGCUGAGGUUUUCGCUGAUUCUCAUUCAGUCCUGGCUAAAUCCUAUACGGUUUCUAAGCAGGAUGUUUACGAACAGUCUUGUGUUUGGGACCUCAGACAGAGUCUACGAAAAACUCCAAGAUUUGGAGCAAGGUAUCCAAGUUCUUAUGAGG